Melampsora larici-populina 98AG31 is the source of this 2148-nucleotide messenger RNA. RefSeq lists its product as uncharacterized. The coding region runs from base 1 to 2148 and encodes 715 amino acids. The transcript has 3 exons. The record is from RefSeq and is a predicted model, not a curated record. NCBI's taxonomy places the organism in Eukaryota, Fungi, Basidiomycota, Pucciniomycetes, Pucciniales, Melampsoraceae.
AUGAUUGAUCAUGUUGAGUCCUACACAGAGCCACCCAAGAUAGUAAGCAGUGAGACACUAUCUCCAGAGAGAUACCGAGAACCCGCUUUGAGUAAGAAUGAGCAAGAUGAGAUUCCCACUGUUAAAACCUUCAACUUUGAGGUAAACAGAACAAACGAGAAAAAACAAUCAACAGUAAGCUUCGAAAACAAAGUACACGGGAAGACACCGUUGAUUACGACUAAGUUAAAAGAACCAAUAAUUCAAACAAAAAGUAUCAAAGAUAUAAUAAGAGAAACUGAAGAUAACAUCUCACCGUUUGUAGCAGCAGGACCGGUAAGGGAACAAACAGACAAUUCAAGUAAUACAUCGUUCGACAAACACUUUAGCCUGAACAAAAAAUUUCAAGCACUACAACUGCAGACCGAGAGCCUAUCUCCAAAAUCAAUCCCAUCCAUUAUUGAACACAAAGAAGACAUCUCUAGCAUGAUGAAGAAUCUUCAGAGAUCGUUGGAACACAAACUUGACAAUAAUAUCCGUUUGCUCAGUGAAAAAUGGGACUUCGGUAUAAAUAUGCUGAACGAUGAGUUAAAUCUGAACUUUGACGAUAUCAAGACAGAUGUAACAAAGUUGAAAGAAGGAUUGAGGGCAUCAGAAGCCAGGAACACAUGUGGAGAUUGCAAGAACAGUCUGGAACAGAUCAUCGAAGCAUAUAGCUUGACAUGCAAACAAGUAGUGGAAAUUCAUAGCACACAUCUCAGUGAGAUGAUGUGUAGACUAGGUGAGAAGUUGGAUAACCAAGCACACCAAAUAGUCCUGCUACACAUGAACGUGACGAGGAUGAUAUCUAUGAUGAAAACACAGAACAACCUGAAUGACAAUAUAUCAGAACAAGCGUUAGGAAACAAUCCUUUUGCAGAAGCACGAAGCUGGUAUACAGUGAAAAGGAGAGGCUUAGGAAAGCGAUCAUGGGAUGAAUGGAAGAAGAUGAUCAUGGAUCACUUCGGGACACCCAUCUGGAAAAGAAAAAUGGCCACAGCAUUCGACCGAGACACAUUCAAAUGGGAGAAUAGAGAAAAACCGACAGCAUGGCUACUUAUGCAGCGUCGCAGAAUGGACGCAGCAUGGCCAUUCCUUACAAUCCGGGAGCAAAUAGAUAAAGUGCUGGGAUUGUGUAACGGAGAUAUUGAGCACGCGGUCCAGUCUCGUAUUUCGGACCAUUCAGACUUCAAAAGUUUUGUGAACAUCUUUCAGGAAGUCGUGACAAAUACCUCGAUAGGUAAAACCCUUCAGAAGACAAAAGACUACCGAAAUUAUAAUUUUUCAAGCAGGGAAAAGACAUCCAGCUUUAGAGAUUACAAAGCAAGCGAACAUCCGAAACCUACAGAGGUCGGGAAAUACAAAGACUAUAGACCGAGUAGACCUUCAGGGAACAGUCCAGCGAGAGUCUCAUUUAGAAAUGACACCAAUAAAGGUAGCAGAUUCGAGAAGAAAUCUAUUAACGUGAUAAGUAACGAAAUGGACGAAGAACAAGAUGACGAAGAAAAGACAGAGAUGUCAGAAGAGCAAGAACAUAGGGGAACGGAAUCAUCCGAUGAUGAUGAGAAUGGGCUAUGUAUAGGUAACAUCGAUAUGAUGGAUCAACACCGAGAACAAGAGUGUCUUGCAACUGUAUCAGAAGCUACAGAAGAGACCGUACAAGUACAAACUCCAACUUUGUCAAUAGAAGAUUUAGCCAAGAACUUGAGAAUAGCUGAGGAAGUUACAGCAUCAGUUAAUCCACCGCCAUUUUUAGAACGAAGAAACUUCGAUAACGCAGAAAGCAGAGCAUUCAUAGCAGUUACGAUAUCGGGUUUCAGCAGCCACAUGCUCUUGAAUACAGGCAUCGAACCCUCAAUAGCUUCGACAAAAAUCCUAAACAAGUACUGGCCAACAUGGCCAACAGAUAUGAAAACAACCGGCACAGACGAGUUGGACGUACUAGGAGAAGUGUCAAUGCCGAUUAAACUAGAACACGUAUAUAAUCCGUGCUUUCUGAUGAUCAAGUUCACGGUAUUACGGGACGACGAAUUAGAUCACUUGAUACUAGGUAGCAGAGACCUACGAGAAUUCGGAUUCUCUCUCUACCUAGGAGGUAGAACACGCUCCAAACAUUUCAAUUUCCAAUAA